GGGGACCUCGGACCAAUCAGGCUCUAGCCAUCAAACACCAAUUCUUGAUCGAUCAAAUCAACAGUCGAAGUAUGUCUUGGAACUUCAAAGAUUUGGUUCCUCAAAGAGAUUCAUUCUCUGAUUUAUCUCUAGAUUCAUUGAAUAGCUUAUUGAAUGAUUUCAAUCUCUUUGUCUCUCUGUCGGUCUCACUCUCUCAAGACUCCACUCAAUCUAGUUCUCCAGACUUCAAUCGAUCUCCAACUCUCCAAGGUGCAGUCUAGAUGGCGUGGUUAUUGAUCAUCUCUUCUGUGAUAGUAAUAUGGAUAGCUUCUCUGCUCAAAAUCCUCCAUGGUUCAUACUCACCUUCCAAGGGCGCUUUCUUGAAUGAUUCUAAUAAUGGUGGCGGUGCCAAGAAGAAAAAAGUGUUGCUGGUUGUUGCCCACCCAGAUGACGAGUCCAUGUUCUUCACUCCAACAAUAAACUACCUCACUUCGAGAGGGCAUAAUAUUCACAUCUUAUGCUUGUCAGUUGGCGAUGCAGAUGGUAAAGGAAAUACUAGAAAAGAUGAGCUCUACAGGGCUUCUGCAACGCUCAAGGUUCCACAUGCCCAAGUCAAGAUUCUGGACCAUCCAGAUCUUCAGGAUGGUCUUGGCAACAUGUGGAACCACAAUUUAGUGGCGAAGAUUAUUGAAGAUGAAGUCAUAAGUCAUGGCAUUAACUUGAUACUUACUUUUGAUAAUUAUGGAGUUUCGGGACACUGUAACCACUGUGAUGUGCAUUAUGGUGUAAGCAGGAAGCUUUUAAAUGCAUCGUCACAGAGGAAUAUUGAAGCCUGGGAACUUGUCAGUACAAACAUAUUCCGCAAGUAUAGUGGACCAGUGGAUAUAUGGUUGUCCAAUAUAUAUUCCAUGCAAUGCUCAAAUGAAAUGUUGCAUUGCUUGGUAAAUGAGCAACCCCGAAAGAGCUUCCGGGCGAUGGCACAACAUGCAAGCCAAUGGGUUUGGUUUCGCAAGCUUUUUGUGGCAUUUUCCAGUUGCACCUAUGUGAACAUGCUUAGAAAGAUGAAGUAGCUUCUAAGAUCCUGUACUUGUGUUUUGGUUGGCCAGCAUAUUGUUGGAAUCCUGAAGGAGUUCGAUUAGCUGAAUUUAUUCUGGAUAAUUACAUCUAUCGGUGGUAUCUUAAUUUGCACCUUUACGGUUCAGGUAAGGACUUCAUUUGAAACUUCAAAAAACCACUCCCAGUUGCGCACUGCUGUAAAUCUUGCAUUCCUCUAUUCUUUUUUUCUUUUGGCAAAGAAAUCA
This is a messenger RNA of Fragaria vesca subsp. vesca, 1280 nucleotides long. RefSeq names its product probable N-acetylglucosaminyl-phosphatidylinositol de-N-acetylase-like. Gene Ontology annotation, cellular component: endoplasmic reticulum. The transcript has 12 exons. Bases 261 to 1049 code for a protein of 262 amino acids. Gene Ontology annotation, biological process: GPI anchor biosynthetic process. Gene Ontology annotation, molecular function: N-acetylglucosaminylphosphatidylinositol deacetylase activity. The record is from RefSeq and is a predicted model, not a curated record. Lineage: Eukaryota; Viridiplantae; Streptophyta; Magnoliopsida; Rosales; Rosaceae.